Molecule: messenger RNA, 1078 nt
Organism: Medicago truncatula (barrel medic)
Lineage: Eukaryota; Viridiplantae; Streptophyta; Magnoliopsida; Fabales; Fabaceae
Product: germin-like protein subfamily 2 member 4
Exons: 2
Coding region: 226-885 (219 amino acids)
Molecular function (GO): manganese ion binding
Source: RefSeq, a predicted model, not a curated record
UGAAUUUAAGUUGAAGAACUUGAUACUAAUACUUACCAUCAUAUUUGGUUCAUCUACUCUGUCAAUAACAACCAUUGCCUUAUGCCAUAUAUAAAUAAAAUCUUAUUGCAACAUUUCUCACCAUCCAACUCAACUUUCUUCUCUUUUUUCUGUUUCCAUUCAUUAUUGAUCUAACGCAUUAAAUAAUAAUAACCAUUUUUUUGAAACAAAAUAAUAAUAAUAAUCAUGUCACCAACAAAUUGGACAAUUUUGGUCAUUUUGUGCUGUGCCAUCUCAUUUACCAUCGCUUCUGAUCCUGAUACACUUCAAGACCUUUGUGUAGCUCUUCCAUCUUCAGGUGUUAAGGUGAAUGGAUUUGCUUGCAAGGAAGAGUCAAAUGUAACAGCAGUUGAUUUCUUCUUUGAUGGUUUAGCAAACCCUAAAGUUGUCAACAACACAGUAGGAUCUUUGGUUACUGCAGCAAAUGUUGACAAAAUUCCAGGACUCAACACAUUAGGGGUGUCUUUAUCAAGAAUAGACUACAAACCUAAAGGUCUUAACCCACCACACACACACCCUCGUGCCACUGAGGUUGUUUUUGUGUUGGAAGGUGAAUUAGAUGUAGGUUUUAUCACCACAUCAAACAAACUCAUUUCUAAGUCCAUAAAAAAAGGUGAAAUCUUUGUGUUCCCAAAAGGAUUGGUGCAUUAUCAGAAGAAUAAUGGGGAUAAAGCUGCUUCUGUGAUUUCUGCUUUUAAUAGUCAACUUCCUGGUACUUUGUCAAUUGUUUCAUCUCUGUUUGACUCUACACCAACUGUUCCUGAUGAUGUUCUUGCUCAGGCCUUUCAGAUUGAUGCUAAACAGGUUGAUGAAAUAAAGACAAAGGUUGCUCCUAAGAAGACUUAAUUUAUAAUGUUCAAGAGGGGAAAAAAGUUCAGUGUUUUGACUGUUUUCAAUCAUUUUUACUUUCUAUUUUUGAAAAUAAUUCUUGAAGGGUUAUGAUGAUUAUUGUAUUUGUACCAUUUAUUAUGGUGUUACAUAUAGUAAGUACGUGUUGAACUGUUGAUGAUAUUAAUAAUAAUAAUGCAAAUUCUAUGAA